AAAAUUAGCCUAAGGAUGACAUCAUCCUCAGUGGGGCUUUGUGCUUGGGAUGAUGUCAUCGGGUUCUCUGCUGGCAGUUCACAGUGUGGGGUAUACUCCGUCUCGCCGUGUGUUCUAAACGCUGCUCCCAAACCGAAGGGAGUCAUGACAGGGGCAGGGGAGGAUUCCCCAGCCUCAGGGGGGACGUUAGAAACCGCCGGGUGCGUCAGUCAGUUAGCGAAAGUCCCCGUUGACAAGACAAAAAUGACAUCGUACAAGGAGUACAUCAUUGAGCUGCCCAAUCAGGGCACGGCUCUCCUUCACCACCUAAACGAGCAGCGCCUCAACGGGAAGUUCUGCGAUAUCACCGUGAUGAUCCACGGCCGCAAGUUCCCGGCGCAUCGCGCGGUGCUGUCUGCGUCCAGCGGCUACUUUCACGCCAUGCUGGACAUCGAUAAUGACCGCCACACCAUCAUCGUACAGGACAUCUCAGCCGGAGCAUUCCAGGACCUGUUAGACUUUAUGUACUCGGCGAAACUCCGCGUGUCGGCAUGCAGUAUUGUUGAGAUCAUCCUCACCGCCAGUUACCUGCAGAUGGUGGACGUCGUGAGUGCGUGCUCGUACAUCAUCCGUCCUGUCUUCGGCAGCAACCUCCCGAUCGGGCACUUCCCGCAUGCGGGGUUCGCGAACGGAACGGUGGAGGCGGCCGCUCACGGUUGCGACUGCAGCAAAUCCGGGAGCCCUUCCCUCCCCACGCCCCACCAUCCCGAGAUUCGCAUCCAGCCUCACGUUUUGGCCAAAGCUCCGGAAGCAUUCCAGGAAAAGGUGGAUUCCCUGGAAGUUCUGGAGAAACUGCGACUGGAACAGAAGUAUCACGGUGCAGCAAAGGACCAGGGGUCUGAUGACGACAAGAAGUCGCCCCUGCCGGUAGACAUCCACGAAGUGUACAACCAGGGCGGGAAGAAAAACAAAAUCACCAUGAUCCACAUUCCUGGCAUGGAGCAGGGCGGGAUGCAUUCAUUCCACGGCAUGCCGCACUUAGUCCCACCGGGUCUUCGCAUUCGCGAGGCGGACAGCCACUUCCCGGCCCACGACAUCUUACAGGGGAGGCCGGACGGCCCAGAAGGCAUACUCGAUCUGCGCAUCAGGCCGAAACGAAGCGGAGAAAUGCCCGACGGGAGAAGUAGCCCGGAGGAAGUCCGAGUCUGGAGCGCCCCAAGCUCCUUCAACACCGAGAAAGGCCCCAUCUUGAAAAUGACUUUGGACAGAAACAGCCAAGAUUGGAAAAACAUGGGCAUGGCAGAGAAGAUUGCUGCACAGUAUCAUACCUCUGUCCCUACUCCUCCUAUGUCAGAUAAGGAAAAGGAGAGAGGGGAUGAGUCAGAAGAGAUAAAGAGUGACCUCCCGGAAAGAAAGGAUGUUCCAGGGACCAGCGAGCGCAAUAAAGCCAAGAUCGUCCGCCAAAAAAGUCUGGACGUGCCUGAGAAAGACAACACAGACAGCGAAAAGGCACAGGAAGUCGUGCCCCCCAAAGGGAAGUGGGGAUGGAAAGCAAAAAGACAGGAGAGCGAAGAGAGUUCUGUACAUCCGAAAAAGCGAAUCUGCUUGGACUGGGAUGCCCGUAGCAGGCACAGUAGCACAAGCGACACCCUGUCGCGACAGAGUUCGUUUGAUCUCGAUGACGGCGCCACCAGUGUCAAGUCAGAAAAGGAUGCAUACGGUCGCGACAAGAACUGCAUGGCUGAAAAGUACGAAGUCCCAGUGCCCAAGAAGAGGGAAGAAGCUCUUCCCCAAGUUGAUAAAGAAGCCGUUAUCCCAGAUCCCCCAAGAUCUCCCAAUGAGGACAUGAAAAUCAAACAGGAGCAGAAAGUAGUGGAGAAGGCACAGCCCAAAGUGUCAAUCCCAAACGGUGUUGAUCUCAACAAGAUGGAAGACCUGCGACAACAUUCCCCACCGGGCGGCUACGUACCUCCGCACAUGAACGGCUGUCCUCCUCACAUGAAUGGCGCUCCCAUGUACAACCCAAACGGCAUCCCGCCCGGGUAUCAAGAGUAUGCGGAGAGGCAGAAUAGCAUGGCUGCUGCUUUCCCAAACUUGCCCCCGACCGGCAUGAUGCCUUUCUCCGCAUUCCUGGCCUCGCGUGCCGCUGGCGUGCUGACACCGCAUCCCAACGGAGCCGCCGCCAUCGAAGACGUCCCCUACAACUACCCCCCUGACAUGAUGAGAGGGGCAGUUGAGAAGGAAGCGCCACCUGGAUGGAGGGGUCCGGGGUUCGUACCCUGGGCCGGGAAGAGAGGAAGAGGGCGCGGCCGCCGAGGGCGCGGCAUGCAGUGCCGCACGUACGCCGAGAAGAUGAUGCAUCUACGCGCCAACGCGGAACUAGACGAGGUGUACGGCGUAACGGAGGGUUUCCCGUCGUUGUUGGGAAACAAGGAACAUUCCAAAUCCUUGGGCAGCCCAGCCAGGUUCAUGAACGGUAACCUGUCGGAUUCGGACUCGUCCAAGGAUGGUUCAGAGGGCAAAGUGCCAAAGAACCGCGCGUCGCCGAGCGGCAGCACCGACGGAGUCACGUCGCUGUCUUCGGAGUUGACGCGGAAGCGGCGCAAGUACACCACAGAGUUCAAGUGGGAGGUGAACCAGAAGCUGACGGCGGACGGAAUAGACAUUGCGAGUUUGUCAGCGGAGACCAUCCUGUCGAGCGGGGAGGACCGCCCGCGGCAGCGCCCGUGGAAGCGGGUGCAGCUCCCGUGCCCGAUCUGCGGCGCGAGAUUCCCCAAAGUCGAGCAGCUCCAGGAACAUCUGGUGGAGCACAAGGGGGACAAGUACAGUCUGUAUUUGUCGAAUUGGAUGUGAGCGGAAUCGGCACCAAUGUUGUUCCCUCUUGUUCCAUUUUGAAACGGGCCGCUGCCGUGGCCUAAGCUAUGGUGGUGGGCUCGGUGAAAAUGAGUGGGCUGUACCACUUGGCUCCACAGGGGUUUUAGCAGCGGCAUGGUGCUGGCUUCGCCCACAUCCAAUGCACCCCUACAUUGAGCAUGGCGUAAGCCAGAUUGAGUAAUUAGGCUGUACCAUUCCUGUCCGUUAUGGGUGGCAACAGCUUGGGUCGUACUGCCUGUUGUAGAGGGAUUUGAAAGGUCUAGACCUGGAUCUGAUAUCUGAUAAGCAAUAUCAACUGUGAAAGGUGUUAACUUGUUGGGUUAUUGGCCUUGUAUUGCUGUGUAUCAAUCUUGUCUGUGGAAAAUUGCGCUGCGGGAUGCGGUAAAGCGGUGGCUAUCCCGUAGGUGGGAAAAAUUUGGUGCGAUGGUGUUUUUUGGUCUGUACCCAACAGGCAGUAACUUUAAUUGUGAUGGCAUUGAUAGAGAACGCGAAAGCUUCUCUGGAAAAACAACAACAAAAAAAUUGAAAAAAAUUAUGAAAAAAAAUCAGAAGAGAAUUUUGAGUUGUAAAUAUUUAUGUCAUUUAUGAUAUACUUUGAUUUCAUUUGAGCCACGUAAGGAAGAGUCAAAGAUGAAUAUUGCUAGAUAUUCAACAUCUAGCUGCUAUGGCAGUUGACAACAAGGAAGUUGUGGCUUUUUUAAACUCGUCAUGAGUUUCGAAGUAACUUUAUCUGUAUCAGGUGAUCAGAUAUUGACACAGUUGUAUUAUAUUUUUCCUGUCAUUUUUUUCCAUAAUUGAUUAUGACAGCAAUUUCCACAAAUUGUGGAUCUUUUAUUGUAGUUUAAUUUUGUCGUCAUGAAAAUGAUCACUGCUGAAAGUUGAGAGAGAAAACAACUCAAAUUUGAAGGAGUUGAUGAAGAAAUAAAUAGCAGUUGGUCAAACCUACAGUAAUGUAGCUUUCAUCCUUGUAUAUAGAUGUGUAUUUUUAUACGGUACUUCCUUGUGUACGAUAAGUGUACUGUGGUCCAAUGGUAUGGGAAGGCAUAGGCUGUACAAGCUUGAUUUUAACACGAACGGUACACCAAAAUGUACGAACGACUUUGCCUUUGAAAAAUGUCCGUACAUGUACAUGAGGGUAUUCUUUAAGGGAAGAGAUGGCGGAACGGCCAGUAAUUUCACAAGGGAUUAGGAAUUCGAGCACUUGUUAAAUUCUCUUCAAUAUGUCCAGUUUUUACAAUAAGCCGGGAAUGCCUUGUUCACGAAAAAUGGCGGCAAGUAGGAAAACAACAGUUGAAAGCCUUAAGUCUAGACCACUCGGUGUAGUCUCUUUCAGUGCUGCUCGGUACAUCAGCCGCUCGUAGAUUGGAAAAACGUGGCGUUCGAGCUGUAGACAUGUGAACACUCCAGCCACUUGAACCACUUGUGACAUUUGCACAUGUAAUACUUCAGAAGCACAUGUUCAUUACUCAAUGUCAAGAUGCUUUGAACAGUCAGUGUACUGGAUAAGUGUGAAGUACGAAAGAUCGGCCUUUUGAGCACACGGGAACAGAAUGGUCUUGCCACACAAACAACAUUUACCAAAACCGAAGGCUUAUUGUAAAAGACUUGGAGCAAUUGAUGGAGGUUUUCAAGUUCAAAAUCAGCUUUUGUCAGCGUGUGUAGGGAAGAACCAGCUCGGAUCCACCUACAGAAGGUGUUUUAACGUCAUUUGUACACGCUGGUUUCAGCCGAUUUUACCAAUGUUUUGUACACGAUGUCGGAUUUAACAAGGAUAGGAGAAAGACUUGUUGAAUCCCUGUAUAGAGUUUAUACCGUUGUUAGAUUAUGAAGUAUAAAUAUUGUAAUACUUCGAGUAUCGAAGAUGUGUUUUUAUAAUGCUGAACAGUACAUACAAUGUCAUGUAUGUUGGUGUGUUAAACAGUGACUUGUGUCCGUAGAUGUAAGCAAUAAAGAAUCCCUUGCCUGGCUGCAACAUGUAGCAAUACAUCUUUAGUAGAAGAGACACCUAGUGAUUUCCAACUGAAUUGCAAAUCUAUGUUGCUUUUAGUAAGAAAAUUGCCUUUUUGUAUAACAGCCGCUUGUUCUUGUAUUACUCUUAUUAUCAAGAGUCGUAUUGUUAUAUGUAUCACCUAUAUUUAGCAUAAUCCUACAAUAUUACAUUUUGUGGGCAUAAUUCUUUUGUGAUCUUGCCUGAAUUUUUAUUAACCGAUUCCUUUUGAAAAAUUGUCGGGACUAAAAUUUUGCUGCCCAUUUCGGCUCGGCAAGGGACUAAAAACAAGGAUGUCUUUAUGGUGUCUAGAAAUGUACACAGAUUCAAUGAUUUCCACCAAGUACUAGAUGUGUAUUAAGUAACGUUACAUGUAGUAACGUUACAUAUAGUAACUGUUGUACAAUUAUGCACCUUGUAUGCAUUUUACCCUUGUGUUUUCAUAUUCGUUCUCAAAAGCAGGAAAUACAUUUUGUAUUUAGCGAAUGAUUUUUUAGUAUUAUUUAAAGCUAUGUUUAAAGUUCUCCUUUUUCUUGCACUGUUCUCAUAAUACUGGUACAUUUUUUUGUGCUUUGUAGGUCAAAAUGCAAAAAAAAAUAUUUCACCAGGAUUCCAGCAAUGAAAUAAUGACGGGAUGGUCUCAAAAAUUAAAAGUGCCAUUUAAAAAAAUGGUUUCUUCAUCAAAAUGAAUGACUGGUCGAUAUUGGGCUGUAAAUUACCAGACUCACAUUGCUUAUGAUGCAUUCUGGCAUUUAUCAAUUUAAAGAUUUCAAUUGAUAUUAAGUGCAAGAAUGAUGUUAAAAUGAAUUGAUAAUCAGCUCAGAUAUCUAUAUCAAAAGGAAAACCUGAAAAAUGAGUUUGAUUUGCACUGACAGUAUUUGCAGAAUCCACCAAGUGUAUGCCUGUAGUGGUUAAUGAACUUCUGACACCAUCCCUAAGUCUUGAUUUCAAAACAGUGUACGUAAGCACACAAAAAGUACAAGCACAACAAAAUACCAGUAUUAUGGAGAAUUUGCAUUACCCCUUUAUUAAGACCGCAGAUAUUAUUUGGUCAUGUUGUCAAACUCUUCCUUUUGGGCAGCUUGAAAUGUUUUGUACCAUCUUUUCGACCACUUCAGCGACCCUAGUAUAUAUGUGCUUGUCAGUUUCUGACUACUUUAAUUGUUGUGUUGCAAAGUGUGAAAUUUGUAACAGUACAAUUGUAUUUACAAAGUAUCGUCGUAUGUAAUGUUGUAGCCUGCAAGACUAAAACCUUGCAAUUUUUGUACUAAACGUCAAAAAUGUCGAUAGGUAGCUUUCUGUACUUACUAAAAAAAUGUCUGACAAAAAAAGUUGUACCAGAAAUGAAAGAAAGCAGCUUUGUUGAAUGUACGUGUAGGAAUUUUAUCAUCAGGAAUUACACUGUAUAGAAACCAAUGGAAUACUCGUGACAUACCAUUACCUCAGUUACAUGUACAUGUAUAUUGAGUUUGACUCGUGCGCAUAUUUUCCUGUAAUGUACAGAAGGAAUGCUGACAAUGCGUUUAUAGAUUUCACUUGUGCUGCGAUACCAGUUACCUGUGUCUGUGAAAACAGAAGACAGGGGAAUGGGGUCUAUAAUAAGGGUAAUAGUGUAAGGCAUUGUCAGCAUUUCUUUUGUAUUCUUGAGGCUUGUGAUUUUUUGGCGACGCCUCAGGGGCGGAGGCAUACUUCUGUGAGCACUGUACAUGUAUGUCUGCAUGUUUAACAUUUAAGCUAGCAUCUUGGAAAUCUUUAGUAUUUUCCUAGGAUUUGGAGCACUUUUGUAGACAUUUUGUUGUCUUGGAAAAGAAAUGAGGAUUUUACAAGAGGUGAUUUUAUUUCCGGAAUUAAGUCUUUUUACAGAUGUACUCGGAACACUUGGACUAUUAUGUCAGUCUGGGAAUUCAACACAGUGUGCCCUUGACAGUGUGACCUCCGCUGGAUUAGAAAAGACACUUGGUACAUCUUCCUCAGAUUUGAUCGCUCGUGUUUAAUUGAUAGCUUCAAAAUGUUUGGCAAAACCUUCCGCCCCAUUCAUGAUUACAUUGAAUGUUGCAUUGCUAAACUUGAUGCUGCAGUGUCACAUACAGCUACUUGUGCUGAACCAGGAAAAAACACAGAGACUUGUAUUAUUGUAUCAGGCUGCUGCUUUUCUAUACAGUAACCAGCAUGUUUUAAAGGGUUUGUAAAGUAAUAAAGGAACUUGAUUGAC
This is a messenger RNA of Branchiostoma floridae (Florida lancelet), 7052 nucleotides long. RefSeq lists its product as uncharacterized. NCBI's taxonomy places the organism in Eukaryota, Metazoa, Chordata, Leptocardii, Amphioxiformes, Branchiostomatidae. The transcript is spliced from 2 exons. Gene Ontology annotation, biological process: regulation of transcription by RNA polymerase II. The record is from RefSeq and is a predicted model, not a curated record. The coding region runs from base 16 to 2832 and encodes 938 amino acids. Gene Ontology annotation, molecular function: RNA polymerase II cis-regulatory region sequence-specific DNA binding; protein binding; DNA-binding transcription factor activity, RNA polymerase II-specific.